Messenger RNA from Drosophila teissieri, 1015 nucleotides. RefSeq lists its product as uncharacterized. The record is from RefSeq and is a predicted model, not a curated record. The transcript has 3 exons. The coding region runs from base 33 to 974 and encodes 313 amino acids. Lineage: Eukaryota; Metazoa; Arthropoda; Insecta; Diptera; Drosophilidae.
CACGUCGGAGGGGACGGUAGUCAGCGCCCAAGAUGCCAUCCAAUCAGUAUCACCUGCUGCAGCUGCAGCUGCACCUGCUGCUCUGCGCCUUGCUGCUGACCUGCAGCUGCACCUGCGGCCAAAGGACACCGGUUCGCGUUCCACCGCGGCAGCUGCAGCUGCCCAACUUUGGGGGCGAGAGCUUCGAGAGAUUCGACACCGGAGCGGCAGCCACAUCCACAUCGGCAUCGACGUCGAGCAGCGGAAGCAGCGAGAGCCAGGAGACCAGCGAGGAGAUGCGGGAGCAGCUGAAGCAGCUGCUGGGCGACCAGCUGGCCACCGCCUUUGCCCCCCUGGGCACCACGCCGUUCACCAGGCGGCAGCCGGCCAUUGCGUCGCCCAGCUCGGGGGCAGCUGCUCGUUCCCAGUUCGCCAACGAUCCGGAUCAGGGCCAGGAAGUGGAAUCCCCGGAGCAGGACGGCGAGCAGCAGGAGGAGCAGGAGCAGGAGGAGGAGGAGGAUGCAGAGGAAGAGGAGCCGGAUCAGGAGCAGGAGGAGGCUACUCCGCAACCUCAGCCACAGCCACAGCCUCCCGCUCUUUCGCCGGUUGCAGGAGGCGCCGUGGAGCAGCCGUCUGGUGGUCAGGUGGGGGAGCAGGAGCAGGAGCAGGAGGAGGAGCUGGAGGACUAUAAUGCCUGGCGCGACAAUUUCUAUGAACUCAACGAGGACGGCAGCUACGUCUUUGGCUACUCCAUUCCGCACGGCAUCCGUCGCUUUGAGAAGGGCUACUACUCGGAGGAGCAGCAUGGCCGGGUGGUCGAGGGCUUCUAUGUCCAGCCGCGCCACGAUGCCCAGGGCCUGAGAUACGAGCUGCGCUGCUACACAGCCGACUCCGAGGGCUAUCAGCCACUGCCAGUGGAGUUCCUGAGGACGCCGCCCGUCGUAGUGCGCGAUGCAGUGCCGCGUGUCAAUUGCUUUCGAAAUGCUAAGAAAUAAUAUGGCAAAAUAACCCGAAAAUAAACAGGAACCAACCAACC